UCACUUCCGGCCUGGGCGCCCGUCCCCCUGACCCCAGGGUCUGAGUCGCCGCUGCCGCCGCUGCCACCAUCCGUGAGGGAGGAGAGAGGAGGACGAGUGCGGCGCGGCGGCCCCGGGACCGAGGAGGGACCCAUACAUGGAGCUGCGGGAAGAGGCCUGGUCUCCGGGGCCGCUGGAUUCUGAGGACCAGCAGAUGGCCAGUCACGAGAACCCAGUGGACAUUCUCAUCAUGGAUGAUGACGACGUGCCCACCUGGCCCCCUACCAAGCUGUCCCCGCCCCAGUCCGCGCCCCCGGCCGGACCCCCGCCCCGGCCGCGGCCGCCCGCCCCCUACAUCUGCAACGAGUGCGGCAAGAGCUUCAGUCACUGGUCCAAGCUGACGCGGCACCAGCGCACGCACACGGGCGAGCGGCCCAACGCCUGCACCGACUGCGGCAAGACCUUCUCGCAGAGCUCGCACCUGGUGCAGCACCGGCGCAUCCACACCGGCGAGAAGCCCUACGCCUGCUCCGAGUGCGGCAAGCGCUUCAGCUGGAGCUCCAACCUCAUGCAGCACCAGCGCAUCCACACCGGCGAGAAGCCCUACGCCUGCCCCGACUGCGGCCGCAGCUUCACGCAGAGCAAGAGCCUGGCCAAGCACCGGCGCUCGCACAGCGGCCUCAAGCCCUUCGUGUGUCCGCGCUGCGGCCGCGGCUUCAGCCAGCCCAAGAGCUUGGCGCGCCACCUGCGGCUGCACCCGGAGCUCUCCGGGCCCGGCGUAGCGGCCAAGGUGCUGGCGGCCAGCGUGCGCCGGGCCAAGGCGCCCGAGGAGGCGGCGGCGGCAGACGGCGAGAUCGCCAUCCCCGUGGGCGACGGCGACGGCAUCAUCGUGGUGGGCGCGCCGGGGGAGGGGGCUGCGGCGGCCGCAGCUGUGGCGGGCACCGGGGCCAAGGUGCCGGGGCCCCGCUCCCGGCGCGCGCCGGCCCCCAAGCCAUACGUGUGCAUGGAGUGUGGGCAGGGCUUCGGGCAGGCAGCCGGGCUCCUGGCGCAUCAGCGCGCCCAGCACGAGGACGGGCUCGGGGCGGCGGGGGGCGAGGAGCCCGCGCACAUCUGCGUGGAGUGCGGCGAGGGCUUCGUGCAGGGCGCCGCGCUGCGCAGACACAAGAAGAUCCACGCCGUGGGUGCGCCCUCGGUCUGCAGCCGCUGCGGACAGAGCUACUACCGGUCCGGCGGGGACGAUGAGGAAGACGAGGACGAGGCGGCAGGUGGCCGGUGCAGCGAGUGCCGAGGCGGGGAGGCCCGGUAGGGGUGAGGGGCCCGAGGGGUCAGGGCCCCUCGGGCUCAGCGGGAGCGAUGGCGCAGGACCCAGAGACCCGGGGAGAAAUGGACCGAGGGGCCCGGGCCCGCAGCGACCUCCCAGGCAGCUGCCUGCCCCGCGGUGCAGUGUCUUCGGGAAGGGUGCUGGGGUGCUCACCUUGCUGCCGCGCACCCCCGAGCCCCCGCGCUGGACCUGGCCUGUCCCUUGUAGUUCUCCGCGGAGCCGGAGAUAGACGAUGCGAACUAGAGACCAAGAGGACAAACCCACGAGCGAAAGACCGACUCCCCACUUUCUCUCCCCCCACAGUCGAGGGGCUGGCAAAGAAUGGAGAGCAAUUGGGCUCUUCCAUUUAGGGGGAGCCUAGAGAGGGAAGGUAAAGAGGGGGGGAUCCUUUCCUCUUUUAGAAUUUUCUUUUAAUCGUACCCACCCAAUCCCAUUACCAUUAUUUUUCUCCCCCCUUGAAUCCCAUCCUUUUUCUUGCCCAAGCCCUCCCUCUCGGUCAUGGGUCUGGGGGCGCAGGAAUGUGGAGGCAGAACCAGCCUGGUUCCAAGGUGCCCCUCAGAGAACUGGCCCCUCCCUAUUCCAUGGCCUGGGUGGUGGAGGAUGGGUGGGGGCCAAUAAACGGCACCAUCUGAUUGUC
This is a messenger RNA of Molossus molossus (Pallas's mastiff bat), 1937 nucleotides long. RefSeq names its product zinc finger protein 787 (gene ZNF787). Gene Ontology annotation, molecular function: RNA polymerase II cis-regulatory region sequence-specific DNA binding; DNA-binding transcription factor activity, RNA polymerase II-specific. Gene Ontology annotation, biological process: regulation of transcription by RNA polymerase II. The transcript is spliced from 3 exons. The record is from RefSeq and is a predicted model, not a curated record. NCBI's taxonomy places the organism in Eukaryota, Metazoa, Chordata, Mammalia, Chiroptera, Molossidae. Bases 137 to 1285 code for a protein of 382 amino acids. Gene Ontology annotation, cellular component: PcG protein complex; transcription regulator complex.